AAAAACAAACACUUUGACAAACCAAAAACCCCAUUUGGCGAUUGCCCAUCAUUUGGGCUCUAGGCCUAUAAAUUCACCCAUGAGUUGAAUUCUUAUUUCAUGUACUAUAUUGUUGUUUUUGUGAGGAGAAAAACAUAGUAACAUUAUGGCUUCUAAUUCACUGGUGAAUUAUCAUAAUGGUGAGUUGAUUGCUGAUGGAAUUGUAGAGGCAUUGAAGCAAAACCAUAACUAUAUGAAGAGAUGCUUUGGUAAGUUUGUAGAGAAGGGCAAUAGGAGCUUGAAGAAGAAGGAAUUGAUGGAGGAAAUGGAGCUUGUUAUUGAUGACGAGAUGGAGAGGAAUAGGGUUAUGAACGGUCUUCUUGGUCAUAUGUUGACUUCAACUCAGGUGGCCAUUGUGAUUCCUCCAUAUGUUGCCUUUGCAAUGAGACCAGAACCAGGAUGUUGGGAAUUUGUUAAAGUUAACUCUCUUGAUCUCUCACUCAAAUCUCUCACUUCAACUGAAUUUCUCAAAAUGAAGGAGAUGAUUUAUGAUGAGGAAUGGGCAAAUGAUGAAAAUGCAUUGGAAGUAGAUUUUGGAGCAAUUGAAUUCACAACUCCACAUUUAACCCUUCCCUCUUCAAUUGGAGAAGGUCUUAGUUAUACUACAAAAUUUCUCACCUCAAAGCUAAGUGGCAAGUUGGAGAAUUUACAACCUCUUGUGGAUUACUUGUUGUCCCUUGAUUAUCAAGGAGAGAAACUUAUGAUAAAUGAGACUCUUAACACAGCUUCCAAGCUCCAAAUGGCACUAAUUCUUGCUGAUAUUUUCCUCUCUGUUCUUCCUCCAGACACCCCUUAUGAUAACUUCCAUCUCAAAUUCAAGCAGUGGGGAUUUGAGAGAGGAUGGGGAGAUUGUGCAGGAAGAGUAAAGGAAACUAUAAGAUGUCUAUCUGAAAUAUUCCAAGUCUAUGAUCCAAUCCAAAUGGAGAAGUUCUUCAGCAGGCUUCCUACUAUUUUCAAUGUUGUCAUUUUGAGUCCUCAUGGAUACUUUGGCCAAGCUGAUGUUCUUGGCUUGCCCGAUACCGGAGGCCAGGUUGUGUACAUUCUUGAUCAAGUUAAAGCUAUGGAAGAAGAACUUCUACUCAGAAUUAAGCAACAAGGCCUCAAUUUCAAGCCUCAAAUUAUUAUUAUUACAAGACUUAUUCCAGAUGCCAAGGGGACUAAGUGCAACCAAGAAAUAGAACCUGUCCUUGGGACUAAUUACUCUAAAAUUGUUAGGGUACCCUUCAAGACCGAAAACGGCAUCCUUAACCGUUGGGUUUCUCGUUUCGACAUUUAUCCUUAUCUCGAGAAAUUUGCGCAGGAUGCCACUGACAAAAUAUUAGAGCUGAUGGAAGCAAAGCCAGAUCUAAUUAUUGGAAACUACACAGAUGGGAAUCUUGUGGCAUCUCUCAUGGCCAGCAAACUAGGAGUAACCCAAGGAACUAUUGCACAUGCCUUGGAGAAGACAAAAUAUGAAGAUUCAGAUCUUAAAUGGAAGGAAUUGGACUCAAAGUAUCACUUCUCAUGCCAAUUUACUGCUGAUAUUCUUGCUAUGAAUGCCACUGAUUUUGUCAUUGCAAGCACUUUCCAAGAGAUUGCAGGAAGCGAAGAGAAGCCAGGUCAAUAUGAAAGUCACGAGGCGUUUACGCUUCCAGGACUGUACCGUGUCGUGUCGGGCAUCAAUGUGUUUGAUCCUAAGUUCAACAUUGCAGCACCAGGGGCUGAUCAGUCUGUCUAUUUUCCUUACACGGCGAAAGAACUCCGAUUUGCGUCGUUUCAACCUGCCAUUGAGGAGCUUCUUUUCAGUAAAGUUGAGAACAAUGAGCAUAUAGGAUAUCUAGCUGAUAGGAAAAAGCCGAUAAUCUUCUCGAUGGCACGUCUCGAUGUUGUCAAGAACAUCACUGGGUUGGUUGAGUGGUUUGGGAAGAAUGAGAAGCUGAAAAAUUUAGUGAAUCUUGUUGUGGUUGGGGGAUUCUUUGAUCCUUCUAGGUCAAAGGACAGAGAAGAAAUGGCAGAGAUAAAAAAGAUGCAUGAAUUGAUUGACAAAUACCAACUCAAAGGUCAGAUCCGGUGGAUAGCAGCACAGACCGAUCGGCGCCGUAACGGAGAACUCUACCGCUGCAUCGCGGACACAAAAGGAGCCUUUGUGCAGCCUGCUCUCUAUGAAGCUUUUGGUCUCACAGUCAUUGAGGCAAUGAAUUGUGGUUUACCAACCUUUGCUACAAACCAAGGGGGUCCAGCUGAGAUCAUAGUUGAUGGGAUUUCUGGCUUCCAUAUUGAUCCGAACAACAGCAACGAAUCGAGCCAAAAGAUCGCUAACUUUUUCGAGAAAUGCAAGAAUGAUCGAACCUACUGGAAUGACAUUUCGAACGGCGGUCUGCAACGUAUCGAUGAAUGCUACACAUGGAAAAUCUAUGCAAAAAAGGUGCUGAAUAUGGGAAGCACUUACAGCUUUUGGAAGCAAUUGAAUAAAGACCAAAAGCAGGCAAAGCAAAGAUACAUCCAAAUGUUCUACUAUCUGCUUUACAAGAACUUAGUGAAGACCGUGCCGAUCGUGGUUGACGAAAAUCCGCAGCCUGCAGAUCCAAAGCUACCACAAAUCUCCAAAAGCACGCAAUAUCGGAUUCAAAAGUUUUUUGGAGCAUAAAAAGGUUUAAGCUAAGCAAGAAAACUUUUUUCAGGGUGUUGCCUUUCUACAUGAUUUGUAUUCUCAAGCAAUCAUAUAUGCAUUAUGAUUGGAGUGUAUUAUCUCUUUUCCCUUUAUUGAAGAAGAGAAUAACUUCAAUGGUCUUGAAAUUUAAUAAAGCUUUACUAUGUUUCUUAUGUACCUUCAAAUAUGCAA
Messenger RNA from Benincasa hispida (wax gourd), 2860 nucleotides. RefSeq names its product sucrose synthase 5-like. Gene Ontology annotation, molecular function: sucrose synthase activity. The record is from RefSeq and is a predicted model, not a curated record. Gene Ontology annotation, biological process: sucrose metabolic process. Lineage: Eukaryota; Viridiplantae; Streptophyta; Magnoliopsida; Cucurbitales; Cucurbitaceae.